Molecule: messenger RNA, 1403 nt
Organism: Camelina sativa (false flax)
Lineage: Eukaryota; Viridiplantae; Streptophyta; Magnoliopsida; Brassicales; Brassicaceae
Source: RefSeq, a predicted model, not a curated record
UAUUUAUUUAUUUUUUUUUCUGGGGAAAAACUUGACAUGAGAAAGAGAAAUUUAGGGUUCUUGCCAUUUUCUCCAGUUAAAGAGUUUUAAGCCUCUUCCUCGGACAUGGUUGGAGCCUCGAUUUCGGCAUCUUCGGGAGAAAGAGCUGGUUCCAGCAGUGCUUCUUACAUGGUUGGAGCCUCGAUUUCGGCAUCUUCGGGCGAAAGAGCUGACAUGGUUGGAGCCUCGAGUCCGGCUUCUACAGGCGAAAGAGCUGGUUACAGAGCUGGUUACAGCAGUGCUUCUGACAUGGCCGGAGCCUCGAGUCCGGCGUCGUCAGGCCAAAGAAGUGAUUCCAGCAGUACUAGUGUCUUACGAAAGAGACAAACUUCUUCUUCGGUAUCUCCCACUCAUGGAGCGAGGAAACGCUCGAAGAUGGAGAUGGAUCUUGAGGUUCUUGAGUGUCCCAUUUGCUUCGAAACAUUGACGAUUCCCAUCUUCCAGUGUGAUAAUGGACAUUUAGCUUGUUCCUUUUGCUGUCCAAAACUGAGUAACAAAUGCCCAUCUUGUGCUUUGCCUAUUGGCCGCAUUCGAUGCAGAGCAAUGGAGAGUGUGCUUAGAUCAAUCUCUAUUCCAUGCCCAAACGCCAAGUUUGGCUGCACUGAUAAUGUCUCUUAUGGGUUAGAAUCAACUCAUGUAAAGGAAUGCAUCUUCUCUCAAUGCUCAUGCCCUGCGUUGGACUGCGAUUACACUGGCUCAUACGAAGCUCUAUGGGAGCACUACUGUUAUGAUUUCUGUCCCGCUCCCUCAUAUGAAUCCUUCACAUAUCAUGUAUCCUCUACUGUUCGGAUGAACAUCAGUGAUAAGAUAAAAAUCAAAGCGGAUUAUACAAAGGGAUUAUUCUUUGCAGUGCAGUGUUUUAGGGAGCCGAACGGUGUGCGUGUAACUGUAAGCUGCAUUGCACCAUCUUCUCCAAAAGUAGGAAAGUUCUCAUAUCAUCUCUCCUACACUGUUGAUGGGGACACUAUGACUUACGAAUCACCAGACAUGAAGAGGAUUCUUAAAGUGAGUUUUCAAACCCCUCUAAAGAAAUUAUGUUGAUCCCUCACUCUUCAUUGUGUGGUGAAAUGUUGGAGAUGAAGCUUACCAUCAAGAAGGUCUAUCAAGUGUAACAAAAUAUGUUUGAUAGGGAAAUUAAGAGAUCUUGCAGUUGCGUGGCUCGGCUUAUUUUUUCUGUUUAUUAUCUAUUAAUUGGAGAAUCUAUGUAAAGCCCUUUCCAAUUGUCUUAAUUUAACGACGUUGCUUCUUUGUGUUGGUACAAAUUUUGUUAUAUGACCAGAUCCACCAACAAAACUUGAGCAGUUUUUGUAUAACUCAGGAGACUACAAUGAGUUCUCUUUUGGCCAAGAUUUGUGUUUUGCAUU